GUUCCUACCAACUCAAUUGCCUAUAAAUUUUUAUAUAUAGCAUGAAAAUUAAGGUGGAACAGCAAUUGAUAUCAAUAUGGCAGCAGCUUCAGCUGUUGAGGGAGACAAAUAUCGUUCUCACUUGCAUGGAGAAGAAGAGAAGAACACCAAAUGGAGAUUUGGGGGUCCUCCAAACUAUGAUACUGUUAACAAACUCUUUGAAGAAGGCAGAACUAAGGUCUGGCCUCCUGGUUCACUAGAGGAGCAGGUGCAGAACCUAGUGAAGACAUGGGAAAUGGAGAUGUUCCACAAGACCUGCUUUGAUGACUAUAAAUCAAUCGAUCCAAAAAAGUUUACCUUCGGCCUAAAUGGAAGGAAACCUGUAACUUUGGAAGGAAUAACGAGGCUUGGUGGAGGCUACAACAUCUUUAUGCAGACCUCCUUGCCAGUGAAGUUGCGGGCCUAUGACCCUGAAAAGGAAACUGUGGAUACAGCUCAUGUGGCUUUUACAACAGCAUUCCCUAGAGGAUUUGCUUUCGAGGUUCUCCAAGUUUAUUCAGGGCCACCGGUGAUUGUGUAUAAGUUCAGGCACUGGGCUUAUAUGGAAGGUCCUUUCAAGGGCUAUGCUCCCACUGGAGAAUUGGUAGAACUUUAUGGGCUGUCAACUGUUGAGGUGGAUGAAGACAUGAAAAUUGGGAAGGUAGAGCUAUUUUUCAAUGGUGGGGAACUGCUUGGGGGUCUUAUGAGGGGUGGUACCAUGGAUGACUCAACCGCAGAUGCAGCUUCAAGCUGCCCUUUGUUGAAGAGCGCUUGAGAACUUCAUUUGAGGCAACCUGAUACAAUAAUGCUUUGCCCACGAUAGGCAGUGUAUGGAUAUCAAUAAUGUCAUUAUAUAUGACUUGCUUGUUUCUUUACAAUAAACUUUCUGUAUUGGGUUCAGCUGCUUUAGCAGUCCUCAUCUAUGCUAAUUCAAUUUUAUUUCCGAGUUAUCUAUUUUUCCUGUU
Manihot esculenta (cassava) is the source of this 983-nucleotide messenger RNA. RefSeq names its product pathogen-related protein. The coding region runs from base 77 to 793 and encodes 238 amino acids. The record is from RefSeq and is a predicted model, not a curated record. The transcript is spliced from 4 exons. Lineage: Eukaryota; Viridiplantae; Streptophyta; Magnoliopsida; Malpighiales; Euphorbiaceae.